Anisakis simplex (herring worm) is the source of this 303-nucleotide messenger RNA. The record is from the annotation of a GenBank genome assembly. NCBI's taxonomy places the organism in Eukaryota, Metazoa, Nematoda, Chromadorea, Rhabditida, Anisakidae.
AUGUUCUCAUCGCUUGGAAAGUAUUCAUAUGAUUAUCAGGAUUUGCUUUAUGCUUCUGAUUGCAGUGCUCUACACAUAUCGGCUCGUAACAAGCAGAAUUUUGCCCUACGAACAUUGCUGACGGCAUUACGUGAAAGCUGUGCCGCCAACGAUGUGGCACAGGUUGUGAAUGCACAAAAUCUACGUGGACAAACACCACUGCAUUGUGCCGUACGAGCGGGCGAUGCAGACUGUGUGCAUUACCUGCUGAAUGCAGGUGCUUCGUACGACAUUCCCGACAACAAUUUUGAUACGGUUCGUUAA